Messenger RNA from Hemicordylus capensis (graceful crag lizard), 5612 nucleotides. RefSeq names its product eukaryotic translation initiation factor 2 alpha kinase 4 (gene EIF2AK4). Bases 403 to 5373 code for a protein of 1656 amino acids. The record is from RefSeq and is a predicted model, not a curated record. Gene Ontology annotation, cellular component: cytosol. Lineage: Eukaryota; Metazoa; Chordata; Lepidosauria; Squamata; Cordylidae. The transcript is spliced from 39 exons. Gene Ontology annotation, molecular function: eukaryotic translation initiation factor 2alpha kinase activity; protein binding; ATP binding. Gene Ontology annotation, biological process: regulation of translational initiation by eIF2 alpha phosphorylation; DNA damage checkpoint signaling.
UGUUAUUAAGUCGCAAGAACCGCACUUGGGGGGUGGCAACUCCUUUUUUACUCAUGGCGAGGAGCUGUUUUUGUUUUGUUUUAGAUGGUUACUAAAUACGGGGAGGAAAGCUGAGAAACCUCAGUGUGAAGCGUGUCUUGCAAAACGGCAAGAACAGAAAAAGAAAACAAGAAAGCGUUAAUUCCACAAAAGGCGUCCGGGGCCUUGGAAAGCAGAGCCUCCGUUGGAUUCUUCUUCCUUGUGCUGUCGCAAGGGGCAGCACCGAUGUUUGUUGCGGCCUGCAAGCAGGGCGGAAGAGGCCCUCGGUACCGCCCACCGCUGUAACGGUGGCAGCAGCCAGGGGCCUGGCGCAAUAGCGCUUGCCCCUUUCCUUCCCCUGGGCUCUGGCUCGGUGGGGCUGUCAUGGCUCAGGUGAGCGGUGCAUGGCAGCCGCGGACUGAGGCUGCCGAAGCGUCCCCGGAGCAACCCGAGAGCUAUCAGCUCCGCCAGGAGAACGAGCUGCAAGUGUUGGACUCUAUCUACGGGCGGGACUUCCAAGACUUGCGCCUUGGCCAGCCGUGGAAGAUACGACCGUCUCCAGAAAUCAAUCUUGUUUUGCGACCUCAGGGCUUGACUGGUGAUGAUGGAGUUUAUGCCAGAGUUGACUUGUAUGUCAAAUGUCCUCAAAAUUAUCCUGAUGUUGUUCCGGAACUUGAGCUGAGAAAUGCAAAGGGCUUGUCAAAUGAAAACAUUAACUUGUUAAAAUCCAAACUUGAGGAACUGGCAAAAGAGCGUUGCGGAGAGGUGAUGAUAUUUGAGCUGGCACACUAUGUCCAGUCAUUUCUCAGUGAUUACAAUAAACCACCUUCAAAGUCUUUUCAUGAAGAAAUGCUAAAGAAUCAACAAAAGGAGCAAGAAAGGCUGGCCCAAGAAGAACAGCGACGGAUACAAGAUAUUCAGAGAAUGGAAGAGCAAAUGCAACGUGAAAUUCUUAAUGAGAUUCAGAAAAGGGAAGAAGAAAAGAAAGAAGAAAGGAAAAGGAAAGAAAUAGCAAAACAGGAACGGUUGGAAAGUGCAACAAUCCAGGAAAUCUCUACAAGUAGAGACAUUAUAGGGAACAAAAUAACUCCAAAUGGAGGUACUACAGAACAUGGAGGGAACAAUAAAUAUCGUGCAAAUUCCACUGGACGUUCAAAAAGAGAACGACAACAUUCUGCAUGCAGUAAUGAGGAUUCUCCAGGAACUUGUGAAUUGUUGUAUUUCAAUACCAGUGGUAUUGGUCAGCUUAAAGUACACAAAGGAAAGUGUAUAGAUAAAGAUGAGCAGCUGGGUAGAUCAGUGUACAAUGCUUUGGAGAUGUGCACCGGCAACUUUGUUCUAGUGUAUGAAUGGGUACUUCAGUGGCAGAAGAAAACUGGAAAAUUUCUCACAAGUCAAGAAAAGGAAAAGAUUGAAAAAUGCAAAAAGCAGAUCCAGGGGGCAGAAACAGAAUUCAGCUCUCUGAUGAAGCUAAACCACCCAAAUAUAGUCCACUACUUGUCUAUGAGCAGUAAAGAGCAAAAUAAUUCAAUUGUUGUCGAUAUUUUGGUGGAGCACAUUAGUGGGUCCACCCUUUCGAUGCACUUGGACAAAGAAAUCCCCAUUCCCAUGGAUCAGCUGCGUCAUUACACAACCCAGCUACUGUUGGCUCUUGACUACCUGCACAGUAAUUCAGUGGUCCACAAAGUUCUGAGUGCCUCCAGCAUUGUGGUGGAUACUGAAGGAAACAUCAAGGUGACAGACUACAGUAUUUCCAAGCGCUUGGCAGAUAUCUGUAAGGAGGACAUCUUUGAACAAACCAGAGUUCGAUUUAGUGAAGAUGCCUUGCCGAACAAACCAGGGAAAAAGGGAGAUGUGUGGCGACUGGGCUUGAUCCUGCUUUCUCUCAGCCAGGGACAAAUCACUAAGGAAUAUCCAGUCACGAUCCCAAAUGACUUGCCUGCUGACUUCCAGGACUUUCUGAGAAAGUGUGUUUGCUUGGAAGAUAAAGAAAGGUGGAGCCCUCAGCAGCUAUUACAGCACAGUUUUAUAAACCCACCACAAAUGAAAUUACCUGUAAUGGAAGAAAACCCAGAUGAUUCAGCAGGAAUAGAUGAUAUUGAAACUGUUAUUCCCAGCAGUCAUAUUGCUAGUGAUGUAUGCUUCACAGAAACACAAAGGCAAUUUUCUCGUUAUUACAAUGAGUUUGAAGAAUUACAGCUACUUGGAAAAGGAGCCUUUGGAGCAGUCAUCAAGGUCCAGAACAAAUUGGAUGGCUGCUGUUACGCAGUAAAGCGUAUCCACAUAAAUCCCACAAGCAAGCAGUUCCGGAGAAUUAAAGGGGAAGUGACUCUGUUGUCACGUCUGAACCAUGAGAACAUUGUGCGAUAUUACAAUGCUUGGAUAGAGAAACAUGAGAAGCCUUUGCUCAGUACCCCAACAAUGGAAAGCUCAGAAGGGAAAAAAGCAGUUGACAAGCAGGCUCUGAAUGGGAAGGGAGAAGAGUCCAUGGAUGCUAUUGAAGCAGAUGCCCCUCCUCCUGUUCUGACCAGUUCAGUUGAGUGGAGCACCUCGUGUGAGAGAUCGUCAAGUGCCAGGUUCAGUGGAGCUGAUCAGGAAUCCAGUGAUGAUGAUGACGAUGAUGAAGGUGGAGGAGUAUUUUCACAUUCAUUCUUGCCAGCAGCAGAUUCUGAAAGCGACAUCAUUUUCGAAAAUGAAGAUGAGAGCAGCAAAAAUGCUACAACGGAUGAAGAUUGCAAUGGGAAGGACACUCAUAGUGAAGAGGGUAGUGCAUCCAUGAUCCAGACUUUACACUAUCUAUACAUUCAGAUGGAAUAUUGUGAAAAGAGCACAUUACGAGAUACUAUUGAUCAAGGCUUAUACCAAGAUACCAGUCGCCUUUGGAGGCUUUUCCGUGAAAUUUUGGAUGGAUUAGCUUACAUCCAUGAAAAGGGAAUGAUUCAUCGAGAUCUAAAACCUGUCAAUAUUUUUUUGGAUUCUGAUGAUCAUGUGAAAAUUGGUGACUUUGGUUUGGCAACAGAUCAUCCAGCAUAUGCGACCGACACUAAACAAGGAGAAGUAGUUUCAGCUGAUCGUUUGGUUAAAAGUGAUCCAUCCAGUAAUCUAACAGGGAUGGUUGGUACUGCUCUUUAUGUGAGUCCAGAGGUCCAAGGGAGUACAAAAUCAACAUACAAUCAGAAAGUGGACCUCUUCAGUUUGGGUAUCAUAUUCUUUGAGAUGUCUUACCACCCAAUGUCUACUGCAUCAGAAAGGAUCUUUGUUCUCACUCAGUUAAGGCUCCCUUCUAUUGAAUUUCCAGAAGACUUUGAUGAAGUUAAGAAUGCAAAGCAGAAAUUGGUUAUCGCCUGGCUGCUGAACCAUGAUCCUUCAAAGCGACCAACUGCUAUGGAGCUGCUAAAAAGUGAACAUCUCCCACCUCCUCAAAUGGAGGAGUCUGAACUUCAUGAAGUUCUUCAUCAUACCUUAGCAAAUGUGGAUGGGAAAGCUUACCGGACAAUGAUGGGCCAGAUAUUCUCACAGCGCAUCUCUCCUGCAAUAGAUUACACUUAUGACAGUGAUCUCCUCAAGGGAAGUUUUUCAGUUCGAUCAGCCAAGAUUCAACAACAUGUAUGUGAGACAAUCAGCCGGAUCUUUAAAAGACAUGGAGCUAUCAAGUUGCAUACCCCGCUGUUAUUGCCUAGGAAUAGAAAACUAUACGAACACAAUGAAGCUUCAUACUUAAUGGAUCACAGUGGAAUGCUGGUGAUGCUUCCUUAUGAUCUCAGGAUUCCGUUUGCAAGAUUUGUAGCUAGGAAUAAUAUAACAAACAUAAAAAGAUACUGUAUUGAGCGGGUUUUCAGGCCUCGGAAAUUGGAUCGCUGCCACCCAAGAGAGCUCUUAGAAUGUGCGUUGGAUAUCAUCACUCCUGCUGGCAACAGUUUUUUAUCCAUUGCAGAAACAAUCUACGCCAUUUCUGAAAUAAUCCAAGAAUUUCCUGUGCUGCAGGAAAGAAACUACAGUAUCUUCUUGAAUCAUACUGCCUUAUUGAAAGCAAUCCUUCUGCACUGUGGGAUACCUGAAGAUAAGCUCAAUCAAGUUUACAGCAUACUGUAUGAUGCUGUGACGGAAAAGCUAACCAGAAGAGAAGUGGAAGCCAAGUUCUGCAACAUUUCUGUGUUGCCAAACAACGUUGCUCGGCUCUACAGAUUUAUUGAGCAAAAGGGGGAACUGCAAGACCUAACUGCAUUGUUAAACCCCCUGUUAAAGCAAAAAACAGGGGUCACCCCACUAGUGAAGCUUGGCAUGAAAGAGCUAGAGGAAACAGUGGGUUUAUUAAAGCAACUUGGUAUAAAAUUUCAGGUAUCCAUAAACCUGGGACUGGUUUAUAAAAUACAGCAACAUAAUGGAAUUAUAUUUCAGUUUAUUGCAUACGUUAAACGCAGACAAAGAAUCGUGCCUGAAAUUCUUGCUGCUGGGGGUAGAUAUGACCACCUGAUUCCACAAUUCAGAGGCCCGCAAGCAGUUGGUCCAAUUCCUUCAGCAGUUGGAGUCAGCAUAGCUAUAGACAAAAUAAGUUCUGCAGUUUUGAAUAUGGAAGAGCCUAUUACAGUGAGUUCUUGUGACCUGUUAGUUGUUAGCAUUGGCCAGACGUCGAUGACAAGAGCCAUCAAUAUUGUUCAGAAGCUCUGGGCUGCAGGAAUUGCUGCUGAAAUCAUGUAUGACUGGUCCCAGUCUCAGGAAGAAUUACAGGAAUAUUGCAGAUGUUCUGGGAUCACUUAUGCAGCCCUCAUAUCCGAUAAAGAAGGAAACCAUGUAAAGGUGAAAUCAUUUGAGAAGGAAAGGCAGACAGAGAAAAGGAUUUUGGAGUAUGAUCUAGUAGAUCAUAUGGCCCAGAAACUAAGGACCAAAGUCUGUGACGACAGAAGUUGCAGAGAAACUUCUGAUAAUCUACCAGUACAAAAUCUAAAGGGAUCAUUAUCUAGUUCUUCAGGUAUCUUUGAACCACACGGAACUGCAGUAAUUCCAAAUAUCAGUAUUGUUGCACCAGAGAAGUUAUCUGCAAGUGCUCGACGGCGUUGUGAAAUUCAGGUACAAUCCAGACUCCAGACCUGCAUUACUACCCUGCAACAGAAGACCAGUGAGGUUGAAAUUUUAGCAGUAGAUCUGCCAAAAGAAACCAUCAUACAUUUAUUAUCACUGGAGUGUGAUGCAGACGAGCAAGCAUUUUAUACGACUGUGAAACAACUGAUGUCGCGACUGCCAAAGCAAAGAUAUUUGAAAUCAGUUUGUGAUGAAAUCUACAAUAUCAAAAUUGAAAAAAGAGUGCCCAUACUUAUCUACAGUUACAGAGAUGACUACUACAAAAUUAUAUUUUAGUCAUGGAUGUUUAAUGGGAUUAAGGUAGAGCACCAUCUGGAACCAAAUACAUACUUCAUUAUAUUGCUGUGAAGAAACAUUUGCACUUCCUUGAGUUCUGGAGCUGAGAGCAGAACUAGGACAAUUACUGCCUUUAGUUCAGGUGCUUGACUCAGUCUAUAUAUAUUCUCUAAAGCUGUAAAUUUCCCCAGAAUGUAUUGUACAGAAUUUUUUUAAAAAUAAAGUCCUGUUUUUGGUGA